CUCAGAUCUGUUACUGUUGCCCUCAAGUUACCCCUCUAUGUACUCUACCCCUCUCUCGCUCUCUUACGCCUACCCUCUCUUUGUACCCUCGUAUCCUCCUCCUCCCGUCCCCUUCCCACAUAAACUCUACUCUACUUCAUCAAACUCGCUUCUUCAUCUCCAUCCUCAUAUUUCUAGCUUCGUGGCAUUGUCACAGCUUCACUCUCCUAUAACACAUACGUCACUUCCAUACCUAUAUACAUACGAUACAGCUGGCAUCUAACUGCAGCUCCACGACUGGCUUCUAUCUGCUCUUUACCCCUCGAUCCCAACAAUAGCUAACCAGCUAUCCAACCUCAAACAUGCCUUCCUUCAACUUCCCCAACCUGGCCAUCGCCGUUGCUCUGCUUGUCCUUUUCGCUCGUCCCGCUCAUGCUUUUGGCGCAGGUAACAUCGCUGCAACCUCAGCUAUUGAGGGCACAAACUGGCGCCAUGGCGAUAUCGAAGAUACCCUCCUCCUCCUUGCCAUGUCUCGCGCUGCGGGAGGCAAGAAGUUUGAUAAAAUGAGCGUUUCCCGUGUUUACUUUGGUAACUGGCUGAGAGAUUACUCCCAGGCUAUUGAUGUCGGCACGGUCAAGUACGUCUCCGCCGAGGCCAUCCGCAUUCUCCUCUGGGUCCUUGGUUUCAUGACCUUCGGCUACGGCACCGGCGAGUUCGAAGUCACCGCCGAACGCCUUGGCUGCUACCGCCCCGAAGACCACAUCGACAACCCAAAAGACUACGCCGAUAACCUUGAUGCUACCCAGUACGACCGCCGCCUUCGUGGCCCCGUCGACGAGCGUGUCGAACUGGCAAUCGAUCAGCGACGUGGCAUGAAGAACUAUAUUGCGAGCGAGGAGAUUGGCAUUACCACGUCUGCUGGCCACGUCCGAAAACUAUUCUCGAAAUGCAUUCAACUCGGACGAUCAUAUGGACGCAGCAAGAACAAGGAUGAGCUGUAUGAAGCUCUCCGUCUUCUUGGUACCGGUCUGCACUGCUUGGAAGAUUUCAGUGCUCACUCCAACUACAUCGAGCUUGCUCUUAUCGAGAUGGGCGAGACCGACGUGUUCCCGCUGGUUGGCCGCAACACCCAGAUCCGUCUUCAAGGUGCUCGCUCUUCCGUCUACCCUCUCGUGACCGGUACCUUCGGCGGUGUCGAUUUCCUCCACUCCGUCAUGGGUGAAUUCGAUGACAAGGCCACCCAGAGCGAAAUCCAGCAGCUUGAGGGGACCAUGCAGAAUGGCAAGAAUGCCGACACGAGCUUCUUGAGGGAUAUUCUUAACAAGAUCCCAAGCGGAAUCUUCGGUGACGAUGACGAGGCUGGAAAGGCCGAGGAGCUCCGAACUAACGCCACCACCGCCCAGAUGAACCAGAUCCGCGUGUCUCCCAGAGAGCCCGAGGCCUUUACUCGCCAGAUGCAAGAGUGCGUCAAGCAGAUAUACCCUAUCAUUGAGUGGCACGACAACCUCAUGAAGAAGAUCUCCAGUGCCAUCGAGAAGAUCCCCAUUCUCCCAGAGCUGAUCGAGCAACUCGAGAACCAGGUCAACAUCUUCGUCUUCAGCCUGUUGGCACCCUUCGUCCUCCCUCUCAUCAACCAGAUGAAGAACGAGCUCAACGAGGGCUCAUCCGAGAUCAUCAGCAGCAGCAAGGCCCAACAGCACAACGUCUUCCAAGAUGACCAGAGCUCCGACCCAACCCACUCCAUGCUCUCCAAGGACCACUUCAGCAGCAUCCUCAACGAGCCCGCCGGCAAGAUCUCCAGCGGCGUCCUCAAAUGGGUCGUCCCCCAACUCAUCGCCUGCUGGGACGACGAGCGCCAAGACAUCGACCGCACCUGCACCCGCAUCAUCGAGGGCGUCCUCCACCACCCCGCGCUCCGCCACGAGGGCCAAGACGGCGCCUCCGACGGCCGCCAACAAAUGUUCUCCGUCGUCGAGCAGUGGUGGACCUCCAAGGGCUCGGCUGAGCAGCGCGAGCUUCGCGGCAAGCUCAGCCGCAGCGGCAUCCAGAAUGGCGAGAACCACAAGGAGGGUGUUGUCGACACCGGCCACGGCUGCUGCAAGCCCAUUGGCAUGGCCAAGAGCUCUGCCAGCCAGGGUGCCGGCGGCGGCGGCGGCGGCGGCAUGAUCUCCGACCUCGUCGGCGCGCUCUCAGGCGGUCAGGAAGCUGCCUCCGCGGGCUCCGGCUACGGUCGCCCAACUAAAUCCUCCAACUCCGAGAUUGAGAAGUUCGCCUCCGAGGCAGCGGGCGGUGGAGCCCUCGGCGGCAUCGUCGGCGCCCUGGCCGGUGGCAUCGGCGGCGGUCUCCUCAGCGACGUCUUCGGCGACAAGGAGACCAAGAAGACGACCCAGAGAUACGAGUCCGGCGACGGCAGCGUGACGCAGUCGUACACCGAGUACGGCAGCAACAGGAACGAGACUGCCCAGGCGCAGUACUCCGAGACCAAGUACCCGAGCGGGGCCCAGACAUCCGAGUACGGCCGCUACGAGCAGUCGCAGUCGGGGCAGGCGUACGAGGGACACGUGCAGCGCCAGCAACAGCGCGGGAAUGAGGUUAGGACUGAGGAGUGGAGGCAGGGCCGUACUGCCGGGGGGGAUGAGUAUCAGACGGAGGUUAAGACGAAGGAGUAUCACAGCGGGGGGCGUGGGGGGAAGAAGGACUCGGAUGAUGAUGAUUCCGGGGAUGAUUCGGAUUAUAAGAGGAAGAAGAGGGAGAAGAAGGAACGCAAGAAGAGGGAGGAGAGAGAGAGGGAGCAGCAGCAGCAGUCCUCGGGCUAUGGUGGUGGUGGUGGUGGUGGAUACGGCCAAGAGAGCCGCCAUGAGGAGCGCAGCGGUGGGUAUGGAGAGCAGCGCCAGGAGCAGCGUCAGGAGUAUGGUGGUGGUGGUGGUGGUGGGUAUGGACAGCAGCGUCAGGAAUACGGUGGUGGUGGAGGCGGCUACGAAGAGCCUCGCCGUGAGCAGCGCCAGGAGCAGCAGUAUGGUGGUGGUGGCGGUUACGGCCAGGAGUCCCGUCGUGAGGAGUACGGUGGUGGCGGCGGCGGUGGAUAUGGUCAGGAGUCCCGUCGUGAGGAGUAUGGUGGUGGUGGUGGUGGUGGAUAUGGCCAGGAAUCCCGCCGCGAGGAGUACGGUGGCGGUGGUGGAGGCGGUGGAUACGGUCAAGAAUCCCGCCGCGAGCACCACGGUGGUGGGAGGAGGGAUGAUGAUGAUGAGCGUAGAGGAGGUGGGUAUGGUGGUGGGGAGGAGAGGAGGGAGCAUGGGAGGGGGGAUGAGUAUGGGAGGGGGGAGAGGAGGUAUUAGAUGUUGAAUAGUGGGGGGGUGGUGAUGGUUAUGGGUGAUGAUGGUGAUGAUGGUGAUGAUGGGUAUGAUGGGUAUGAUGGGUAUGAUGGUUAUGGAAAAUUGAUGGUUAUGGAUGAGGUGAUGAUGUUGAUAGUGAAAAGAUUGUUUAUGGCAAGGGGAUGAAAAAUAAAAACCUCGUUGACUUUCCUAGACCCUGAUCCCAACUACAUGCGUCGUUGUUGAUAAUAACCAGCC
Molecule: messenger RNA, 3548 nt
Organism: Pseudogymnoascus verrucosus
Lineage: Eukaryota; Fungi; Ascomycota; Leotiomycetes; Thelebolales; Thelebolaceae
Exons: 4
Coding region: 342-3314 (990 amino acids)
Source: RefSeq, a predicted model, not a curated record